AAAGAGAACACAUGCACAAGCAGAGAGAGAGUGAGAGAGAGAAGAUGAGGAGCAUGAAAGGAGAGGUGGUGCUGAACAUUCCAGCAGAGAAAGCAUGGGAGAUGUAUAGAAACAAUGAGAUUGUGAGCAAGAUCAAUCCAGACAUGCUUGCUGCUGCUGAGUAUCUUCAAGGUGAUGGGAGCCCUGGUAGCUUGAGGCUCUUCAAGCUGGGUCCUGCUGUGCGUGGUUACGUGAAAGAAUCGAUGGAGAAGAUAGAGAAGGUGGAAGUGGGCCGAUCGAUAACAUACCAAGUGAUUGGAGGAGAGCUGAAGAACAUGUAUGAUCCGUAUAGGGUUACCUUCACAUUUUCUCCAGUGCCUGGUAGUAAUGGAGAGAAAUGCAUUGCUGAAUGGAAAGCCGAAUUUGAGCCGUUGUCGCCGACCAUGCCUCCACCGGAGAAAGCCAAGGACGCGGCACUCGGAUUCCUCAAAUCGUUUGAGAACUACGACCACAUCGUUGCCGUGUGAUCAUCACCCAUCAUGGUCCACUUCUCUGACCAUUGAUCUACAAGUACAAUCAGUAUUUUAGACUUUGAAAUAACUUAUACUACUGCCUAAUGUAUGGGGAACAUGUUGUUAUCAGCUGUAUAUAUAUAUAUAAUAUUAUAUAAUACGUAGCUUUUUGUGUGUUA
Molecule: messenger RNA, 670 nt
Organism: Magnolia sinica
Lineage: Eukaryota; Viridiplantae; Streptophyta; Magnoliopsida; Magnoliales; Magnoliaceae
Product: major latex protein 146-like
Exons: 2
Coding region: 12-506 (164 amino acids)
Biological process (GO): abscisic acid-activated signaling pathway; defense response
Cellular component (GO): cytoplasm; nucleus
Molecular function (GO): protein phosphatase inhibitor activity; abscisic acid binding; signaling receptor activity
Source: RefSeq, a predicted model, not a curated record